AUGAUAUACAAACCAUCAUUGGACAACGUUCUGAUAUCUUUCACAGGAAGGGGGAAAAAUUGGCUCGAAGAUAAAAGAUCUCCCGCAAAAAAAGUGCCAAGAAGUGGGAGGAAGAAACCAAACGGAGGAACAAAAGAGGCUACAUCUAGAGAAGUGUCAAGAAUCGGAGGAACCUCUCAGAUGUCAGGUCCAGGGAUAAAAGGUUCCAGUGUUGCUGAAAAAAUUUCCGCGGGAAGAAUCAGGGGGUGGGGUCAUUUGAGCGGAUACAGCAGCUUUGUUUUUUUUCAGUUGAGUGUGUCAGCUGGAGUUCCCAAAGACGCUUCCAAAAAAGGAAAAAAGAAGCCAUCUCGAAGACCAUCUGCAGUACCAGCAGGCACUAAAAAUGAAUCUACAGCAUCGAAGAUGGAUACAAAAGACGAGGAAGAUGAUGAAGCUCCAAAGAAGAAAGAUAAGAAGGAUUUUCCAAAAAACACAUUUCAAACAAAAGAUGGAAAAUGUUACACAAUGGUUGAACAUCUUCGCAAUCCAAUGAAUUAUGGAGAGUUUUUGAUCAAAGACGAGAAAGAGGCAAAGUAUAUUCUACGUCUGGAGCCAUUGAAACGCGGGAAGCUACAAUUCACACAAGAAGUUGUCGUUGAAACUGCAAAACUAUUCACAGGAGCCGACAAGAUUCCAGUAAUCAAGUGUGUCGAUUUUGGAGGAAAUGAGAAAUUACAGGCUAAUGUGAGAUUUUUAAAAUCUAAUUAUUAUCCUGACUUGCUAUUUUUUCAGUAUCUCCUCUUGUCUGGAUAUUCUCUCCAAUUGUAUGAAGUUCUGAAAGUAUUGAAGACGUUCACUCCAGGAUGCGCAGUCAACGUGGCACUUCAAUGUUUAGAAGCCAUCCAAUAUCUGCAUCAAGCUGGAUACAUCAAUAGAAACAUCAAACCAUCAACCUACAACAUUGGAUUUGAUGAUCAAGAAACUAAGGUCAUGCUCACUGAUUUCCGUCUUGCAAGAGUUCACAUUGAACCUGGAUCCACCAACAAGAAGGUUCGACCUGCUCGCCCAAAGGUCAAGUAUGGAGGAACUUCUCGAUACGCAAGUGUAGCUGCACUCAAAGAACAAGAACAGUCGAGAAAAGAUGAUUUGGAAUCUUGGAUUUACAUGUUUUAUGAGAUGCUUGAUCCUGAAAAUGGAUUAAGUUGGAGAUCGAUACCUAGAUGUAAUAUGAUGAUCAAGGAAAAGGAGAACUUCAAAGCACAUCUUUUACCGAACACAUACCAAAAAGUUCCCGUUGAAUUCAAAAAACUCGUUGAUAUGGUUUCUGCUAUGACCUAUGAAACUGCACCAGACUAUGCGGCAAUCAAAGAAAUUGUUGAAACGGUUGGAAGAUCGAAAAAUCUGGAUAUGACAACUUGCGACUGGGUUGGAAAGUUCAACGAUCCGGCAGUAUACAAAAGUGCAAUAAAACAAGGAGUCGACAAAUCGACUGGAAAUCGAUGUUCUGGAAAUGAUGAUUUUGAAUUUAAAAAGAAGAUAGUUCGCAAAAUCAUGAAUCCAGACGAUGUCAUCAAAAACGGACAUUUCACUUGGAAAGUGGUGAAUCUUUUGGGAAGUGGAGGUUUUGGAGAUGUCUACAAAGUGUUUGAUGCUAAUGGAAAGGAUAAGAAGAAGCAUUACGCAUUGAAAACCGAGAGUGAAGAAGGAAAGAAAGUGAUGCUCCGUUUGAAAGUUGAAAUGCAAGUUUUGAUGGCGAUCACCGAGGCACGGAAAGUUCCUGUAAAAGAGGUUAAAGAAUUGAGAAGAACCGACAUCAACCAUCAUUUUGUGGAUUUUGUGGAUCGUGGAAAAAGUGAUGAUUUGAAGUGCAAAUUCAUUGUGAUGAGUCUGGUUGGUCCAUCGUUGGAUGACAUUCGGAAGAAGUAUACUGUCAAACUGCAUGAGAAACAAAACCCAUACAUUAUUUCCAUUCAGAGUUUGUAUGCGGUUGAAGACCUUCACAACCUUGGAUAUCUUCACAGAGACAUCAAGCCUGCUAACUUUGCCGUAGGAUUUGGCCCAGCAGAACCAACAAUCUUCAUGUUAGAUUUUGGAAUUGGACGAAGUUAUCUGGACCCAGCCACUAAACAACACAGAGCUCCUAGAAAAUCUGUAAAGUUCCUUGGAACUCUUCGUUACGCUUCCAGAGCCUGCAUGAAAGGACAGGAUCAAGGAAGGAAAGAUGAUAUCGAGUGUUGGUUCUACAUGGUACACGAUAUAUUUGACCCAGUUAAUGGACUCUCGUGGAAAAAUUGUAGAAAGCGAGAUGAAAUAACAGCGGCAAAAGAUGGGUUCUUCAAUGGAAGCUUGAAAAAGUCGAAAUCAGACGCUCCAUCAUCCUUGAAAGAUAUCUCUUCAUACAUGGAAACUUUGAAGUUCCAAACGGCUCCUCGCUACGAAUACAUUGUGGAAUUACUUCACGAAACUGCAGAACGAGAAGGUGUCAAUAUGAAGGGAGGAAAUGCUGUUGGCGGAUGGGUCGGACGUUUGAGAGAGAAGGAUCUGAAGGCUAGACAGAAACAAGCCGUCAGGUUCUCUGAUUCGGAAUCGGAGAUACUAACAGAAUCAUCUGGCGAAUAA
Molecule: messenger RNA, 2598 nt
Organism: Caenorhabditis briggsae
Lineage: Eukaryota; Metazoa; Nematoda; Chromadorea; Rhabditida; Rhabditidae
Exons: 9
Coding region: 1-2598 (865 amino acids)
Biological process (GO): peptidyl-serine phosphorylation; signal transduction
Cellular component (GO): nucleus; cytoplasm
Molecular function (GO): protein serine/threonine kinase activity; ATP binding
Source: RefSeq, a predicted model, not a curated record